UACAGUGUGGUUGUAUUACAGACUUUGAGUUUUUGGCCACAACGGAGGUGGUAGAGACGACGCAGUAUGCAGGGUCCUCUCAAGAAAACAGCAUUGCCGAGCCCGUUGUUCAGGCCUUGGACGCGCGAACAGCCCAGGUCUCCUUCGACACGCCGCCAGUAUAUAAGGGUCUGCCUGGAGAACUUCUCGUUAGAUUCACCAGUGAUCCCGUAGCUAACUCGGACCCAGCCACAUGGAAGCAAGAGAUCUGGUACCUAUGGGAACGAUCAUCAACCACUCACAGUGGAACCACGUCAUGACCAGCCUGGAACCUGGCACCUCCUAUGCCAUGCAAGUUGUACUGAACGUCCAGGGGCCCAGCCAGUCACUUCCCCGAUGUUUACUUACACUACAAUGGCUGAAGCCACCACCCCGUCUACCACAACACCUUUACCCCGUCUGGAAGUAAACGCUGAGCUCUAUGCAACAAAGGUUACCAAGACGACGGCCCAAGAUAUCAUGGAGACGUUUCAAUGAUUACGAAUUGCAGUACAUCGAUGGCGUGCAAGUGAAAUAUUCUGAGAAGGAUAAACUGAUCCCCAACGUUAGCCCGCUGCUCCACCAUGACAGCAACCAGAUGGAAUUACGUGACCUGCAGCCAGGCACUAAUUACACUGUCGACCUGGUAUUGUUUUCUCACGAGAAUCUGCCCACACAGAUCACCAACACUCAGGCCAUUACCUUUAUGACACUGCCUGAAGAAGAUCCUUAUGAAUUUGAGAUCGAGGUUCAGGCCGGCAAGGUUUCAUCCCAGACAGCCGAACUGUUCUACUCGGGCGUGCCAGACCAGAGGAGAAAUACGUCAACGUCUUCAGAGCAGUGUAAAGUGCGCGAAGACGAGCGAGUGGACGCCCAGACCUUCAAGAUUCCCAAGACAGGUCACGAGAAGAAGAUCUUCCUCAGCGACCUGAAACCUGACGUCGAGUACAAAGUGUGGUUGGAGGCUUACCUUUCCAACGGCCGAAAGAAGACGAGCAACGUGAUCGCCAUUACUACCAAAGCGGGCGAACUUCCCAAGCCGGAGAAGAGUGAAGUUGACCCCUCGACGCAGGCCGACGGGGAGAAAGACGGGUACUACGCCGCCCUGGUCGCCGUGGCCAUCAUCGCUGCCAUCGCGUGCGUGGGCUUCCUCGGCCUGCUGGUGAUCCUCCUGAGGAAGCAGAGCCACGCCAAGGCCCACAUCAACUCCUCGAGAAGCAACGCCGCGUAUGACAACCCGUCAUACAAGGUAGGGGACAAUGUAAGUAUGCCGACUAACUCUGCUUCCGUAUUAAUCUAUAGGCGUUUUUGAAGGUACUACCAGUAGCGUCGCGGGAGUAAUCGUUUGGGCUCUCGUUCUUGGAAACUUAGGUGGUAAAUCUUGUGGUGGAGCCAAUGUACGUAGAUUUGUACAUCUAAAAGACUAGACGUAGCUUAAUGUACACCUGUAAAAUGGGUUUAGUUGUGCUUCUUGUAAUAUAUGCGCGCGUGUGUGAUUGUGUUUGUCCUUGUUUAGGUGUGUGGAUAUACAAGCAUACACAUACGCAUAAAC
Molecule: messenger RNA, 1570 nt
Organism: Penaeus monodon (black tiger shrimp)
Lineage: Eukaryota; Metazoa; Arthropoda; Malacostraca; Decapoda; Penaeidae
Product: putative epidermal cell surface receptor
Exons: 7
Coding region: 461-1330 (289 amino acids)
Molecular function (GO): protein binding
Source: RefSeq, a predicted model, not a curated record